CAUGAUCCAGUGCCCAGGCCAGACUCGCGCGUAGAUCUACGCGCGCGCGUAGACUCAGCGAUUUGCUUGAGACGAAACUACAAAAACUCGACUGAGCUGAGCAUGAGACUGAGAGAAAAGACUGUUUCGAACUAAAUACUUGUGUCUGUUGUGAUUUGAAAAUAUUGAAGUGAAGCCAAAAUGCCUUUGGCACCAAGCCCAGAUUAUGUUACGUACACCAUCGGCACACUCGUAGCUGCUGGUGGCAUCUUCGGCUAUGUGAAAGCUGCUAGCUUGAUGUCUCUGGGAUCAGGCCUGGUGUUUGGUUCUCUGAUUAUCUAUGGAGGUGUGCUGCACAGCACCAACCGCAGGGACUUCCUUCUCGCAUUCCUUGCUUCACUGACCUUGUCUGGAAUCAUGGUGUUUCGCUUGGUCAAAACCGGCAAAAUCAUGCCAGCUGCUCCGAUCCUGGCACUCAACUUGUUUCAAGUUGUGCGCUUCACCUACCGGUUCUUAACCGAUUAACAUUUCUGCUGAGGCUGCCCCUGAAGGGCCUGUUUUCAUAUCAGCUACAUUUUCUCUGCUAUGUUCGCCAGCCUGUGUUCAGCAAUUCAUUUCAGUGGUACAUGCUCUGCCAAGAGUCUACUCUUGGGGUACACCAUUCUCAGUGCACCUGUGUUAUUCCAGUUUUGUACUUAUCCAUCGCCAUGCAUACGCCAUAACCUUUAGGCCUUUUCUGUCUUUCUUUUUUUUGACACCAUUUGACACAAACCAUGUGUUAUGCGAACCUUGCUUCUUUUAGUUUUAGUCUGCUCACUCACUGUGUUGUGAACAUUUUUUUAAAUCAUUUUUAGCCUUCCAUAUAUCUGUUGUUAUCGUUUUUGUUUAUUGCUCGGCCUCAGCUUCCACACUGUACGAGCCAUAGGUUGCUGUCAACUUAUCACUGUCCUACUUGCCUACAACUAGCUUAGGCUAGUGACAUUAUCUAGCGUUUUACGUAUUUGUGUGCAUCCAUCGAUGAUAUCCUCUUUGCAUACCUGCUGUAUUCGUUUUCCCACAUAUCAACACAGGUGAAUACGAUAUUCCCAAUCUCUACAGUAAUCCUACAGUAUCCUUUCACUACA
Molecule: messenger RNA, 1103 nt
Organism: Sycon ciliatum
Lineage: Eukaryota; Metazoa; Porifera; Calcarea; Leucosolenida; Sycettidae
Product: transmembrane protein 14 homolog
Exons: 4
Coding region: 181-504 (107 amino acids)
Biological process (GO): regulation of heme biosynthetic process
Cellular component (GO): mitochondrial membrane
Source: RefSeq, a predicted model, not a curated record